GAAAGACCGCACGGCGUAAAACCCCUUCGGUCGGAUUCUGAGCGGCCGAGAAGCGCGCCAAAACUAGCGACUUCGCCACCAUGCAACCGCCGCGGAAGAGGGCACGACAGGACGGACAAGACGCGGAGAUGCCGCCGGAACUGGAAGACCGACCGGAGGAGCUGUUCAAGGAUGGAUCCGACAUCUGCCAGCAGCUCAUGGACCGGUAUGCCAAGUCGUCCGCUCCCCAGCACCGACAUCUCAUCGCCACUGCCGCCGCCACUCGCGCUAUCCUCUCCGCUGAGUCCCUCCCAUUCACCCCCUCUUCCUACUUCGCUGCUGCCAUGGCCAACCUGGAGAAUGCUUCUUCUUCCACGAAAGCGCUGAGCUCCACUGAGACUGCCGCGCUGAUGUCUUUCCUUGUGAUAGUGAUUGCGGCGGUUCCGCCGCGAGGGAUCGUGACCCCAAGAGCGAGGGAAGCGGUGGAGGUGCUGGUGAGGCUGGUGGGAAAGCAGGAUGGAGAGGAGACGUUGGGAGUUUCAACGGUGAGGUCGGCGGUGAAGUGUCUGGGGAUUUUAUUAGGGUUCUGUGAUGUCGAGGAUUGGAAUUCUGUGAAUUUGGGGUUCGAGACAUUGCUGAAGUUCUCCGUGGAUAAGCGUCCGAAGGUCCGCCGUUGUGCUCAAGAAUGUCUUGAAAAUUCUUUUAAGCUUCUUCGAUCGCCCGCUGCUGUAAAGAAAGCGAGCAAGUUGGUCAUUUCAUCGUUCAAAAAUUACAUUCCUUUGGCCGAUACAUUGAGUUCUACUCCUGUUGCUGAUGAACCUAAAGAUGAAUCACCUUCAAAAUCCGAACACGUCGAAGUGCUGCAUAUGUUAAAUGUAGUGAGAUUUACACUUCCAUCUCUCUCAGCGGAAGCCAGACUGAAGAUUUUUCUGGAAGUGCAUAAAUUUAUGAGUUCCCAGUUCUCGAUACUUACAAGGCACAUUCUUAAAAUCAUUGAAGCUUUUCUCGAAAUUCCAAAAGCCGGAGAUGCUCUUCAAGAGUCGGAAGAUAUCAUUGUUUCUCUUUGUUCAUACGUGUCUUCAAAUGGCAAUCCUGUAGACACUGUUAUAUCAGCUGCAAACUUGUUAAAAGCUGCUAUGGAUAAGCUUCAGAUAGAAGGAUCUGAAUUAAGGAUGAAGAACCUGCCAACUGUCUGUCGCUCGUUAGCAGGUCUUUUGACUUCCGAGUCUGACACUGCAUCACAGGCUUCUCAUAUUUUCAAGGAGCUGAUCACUCACCACAUAGAUGAGAAAACACUCCCAAACGAUAGUCAGCUAUCCGAAGGUGAAGAUGAAAGUACUUGGAGUUCAGAAGCUAGGGCAGGAAAGGCGAUGUGUGCUGCCCUGGACAAUGUCCUUGAGACAUGUAAAGGCAUUCCCAAUGAGCAUAUUCUUGCAAUAAUAUCUGCCCUCUUCCUCAAAUUGGGAGGGUGCUCAUAUACUUGUAUGAAGAGUAUUCUAUUUAAACUUGCUGACUUGAUGAUACAUGGUAGUGGAGAUGCAUCUGGAACAGAUCUUCUUCGGAGGUGUAUUGGAUCUGCGGUGAUUGCUAUUGGCCCUGAGAAGAUGCUUACUUUGUUUCCAAUUUCUCUUCAUGAUAAGGAUUUCAGCUACACCAAUUUUUGGUUGGUUCCUAUCUUAAAAGACCAUGUGAUUGGAUCAUCACUUAAUUAUUACAUGGAGCAUAUCGUACCACUUGCCAAAUCUUUUCAGCAGGCUAGUCGUAAAGUUGGGAAGUCAGAGCUUGGUAAAGAUCUGAAGAAUCGUGCCCACGACCUCUGGAAACUGCUAACUGCCUUCUGCCGGCACCCGGCUGAUACUUAUAAACAGUUCCCUCGCUUGGCUGAACUUUUAGCUGCUCUUCUUAGGAAAUAUGCUUUUAUUCGAGAGAGUGUGGCUCUUGCUUUAAAGGUCCUUGUGAAUGAGAAUAGAAGCAUACUUGGCUCUAAAAAGGGCCUGGAGCAAAGUACCUUUAGCGAUGAGUUUAUGGUGGAGUUUCAGAAUCUUCAGCCACAUUCAACUAAAACAGCAACAAAAAACAUGAAGGCUCUAUCAUCAUCCUCUAUCGAGUUACUCCAGAUUCUGUCGGAUUUAUUUAUCAAUUCAUUCCCUGGGAAGAGGUCACUUUUGAAGGAUGCCAUUGGCUGCUUGGCCUGCAUUGUUGAUUCAUCUGUGACAAAAGAAAUCUUUACAUCCUCACUUAAGAAGUUUGACUUUCUAACAAGUGGAGGUGAACUUCAGAGGUUAACUGAUUCAGAUGCAUUGCCAGAUGAUGAACAAGGAGUUAUGAUUCCUUCAGAGAAAUAUAGAAAAAGGUUUGUGAUAAUGGAGCUUGCGUCAUGUUUCGUUGAAGGAGCAAAUCAGGAACUUAUCGAAUCAAUUUUUGACUUUGUUAAGCAAACUUUUCAGGAAACCAACGACUUAGGCCAUGGUGAAGCAUAUCAUGCCUUGAGAAAAAUUUUAGAGGAACAUGAGUGGUUUCGUUCAUCCCAUUAUGGGGAGUUGCUCGAUGUACUGCUUUGUCUGAAAACUCCAACUGAUGCUACAAUCCUGAAUGGUCGCUUUGCUUGUUUUCACAUUCUUAUGGUUCAUACCUUAGAGAUGAAUUUGGAGGAGGAGAAUAGCAAGGCUUUUCUCAUUCUCAAUGAGAUCAUUCUCACCUUGAAGGAUGCAAAAGAGGAGGCAAGAAAGGAAGCUUAUGAUAUACUUCUAGUGAUAAGUUCCAGCUUGAGAAACAGAUCAUCUGUUAUUUCUGACUCCCUUUAUCAUAAAUUGAUCAGUAUGAUAAUGGGCUACCUUUCCGGUUCAUCUCCUCACAUAACCAGUGGAGCAGUUUCUGCAUUGUCUGUAAUGUUGUACAAGGACACUGAUAUGUGUCUUUCAGUACCAGACCUUGUUCCUUCUAUACUUUCUUUGCUUCAAAGCAAGGCAGUGGAGGUUGUAAAAGCUGUUCUGGGAUUUGUGAAGGUUCUGGUCUCUUGCAUGCCCACAAAAGACCUUCAAAAUCUGCUAAAUGAAGUUGUUCCUAGUAUCAUUCCAUGGUCAUCUGUAUCGAGGCAUCACUUUAGAUCAAAGGUGACAGUGAUUCUGGAGAUCAUUAUCAGGAAGUGUGGUUUUGCAGCCAUUGGAUCGGUCAUUCCGGAGAAAUACAAGGGAUUUCUUAAGACGGUCUCGGAGAAUCGAAAUAACAAAACUUCAAAGGAAACUGGCACUGGUGAUACUGAGACAGCUUCUGCUGAUUUACGCACCUCCGGGCCACAGAAGAGGAGACACAACAAACUGGGUCAUUCACGCGAGGGAGAUGGUUUGGUGGAACAUAAAAGAAGAAAAAGAGAGAGGAAAGAUGACAACAAUACCCUUCAUUCCAAAGUUAGCCGAGGAGGUGCACCGAGAGGGUUUGAAAAAGUCGGGAAUAAUGAAAGUGGGAGGAGCGGCAACAGGAACUUUCGAGGAGCCAUCAGUGGGCAGAAUGGGAAGAGGAAGCCAGGAGACAUGCAUAAGAAGCAGCAGCUUGAAGGAAAGGGAAAGGGAAAGGGUCUUCCUGCAUCCAUAUCACACAAACGGAAGAAGUUUGGUCGGAAUCAACAAAAGAAGUGAUGGAGUAUUGGAUACUUCCGUUAGGUGUUUAGAAAAACCAUUCGGGGUGUGAGGGCUUUGUGGUGGAAUUUCUGCAUUUCACUGGGAACAAAUGUAUGGCUCGAAUGCAAAACCGAGCUGUAUGAGCUAGGAGAUAACAGUUUUGGUCAUCUAGUAGUUAGGAUACGAUACCUCGCUACAAAAGAGAGGUUGGUUCUCAGAGGAGCCUCUUGACUCAAUUUUGGAAGGGCUAGUCGAUGAUUCGAUUUUCAGUUUUGGGCAUGUAAUAUAGUUCUUUCAUCGGCUCGUUCAUUUACCAUGAGCAUCAAGCGUCAAUUGUCUAGUAUACCUCGUGCUAAUGUUAAUGUGAUAUUUAACCUUCAAAUGUGAGGACUCAA
Molecule: messenger RNA, 3991 nt
Organism: Punica granatum (pomegranate)
Lineage: Eukaryota; Viridiplantae; Streptophyta; Magnoliopsida; Myrtales; Lythraceae
Source: RefSeq, a predicted model, not a curated record